GUCAUGUAAGCAGCGCCAGCCAGUCGAGUUGGCCAGAGCUAUUGCCACCUUUAUAUAGGCCUAUGUCUUUUAGAAUGGCAAGGACAGCGGCAGGCAAUCGAGUUUGUGUCUAGCCUACAGAUUGUGGCGAGACAAACAUGCUCUUGGCGUCAUGCCCACGUUUCUUUUGCUCGCGUGUGUCGUCACUGUGUUACAUCACUUCCGGUCACACGUCACAGCCUCGUGCCAUCUGGUCAUUGCCUGGAACUGUAACGGCACCUACGUCACCAGCCGGCCAGCAGACGACAGCUGCGUGGCCUGUGGUCGGGUCAGGGGCCUAGCAGACGGUCAGCUGCUGGUCAACCUGACCGGAUGUGGCGUCACAGAGAACGACACGCUCCGGGUUCCAGACGACACGACUUGGCUGGUGCUUGACCACAACAACAUCCGGCACCUGAGGGACAACUUUCUGCAGCUGGACACGCUACGUCAUCUCAGCAUCCGGCAGUCUCACAUCAGCACUGUACAGGCUGACGCCCUACGUGGCUUAAAAAACCUGGAAGUCCUUGACCUUGAGGGCAACUUUAUCAAGGUCACGUGCACCAGUUCCCUGCCGCCUGCCGUGUUCCGCCAUGUUCCCCGCCUGAAAACUUUACAGCUGGCAGACAACUGGAACCAAGGGUGCUCGUCAGACGCGGCUCCCCGGGGCGCGGGAGGCGACAUGUUCCACUACCUGCCCAGGCUUGAGUCCCUGUCUCUGGACGCUCCCUCGGGUGAGCUCCGCCUGGGCCCAGAGUUCCGCAACCUGUCGCACCUGUCGAGCCUGCGCCUGCAGUGUACCCACGUGACCAGCACGACCAACGUCAGCCUGCAGUCCCUGUGGGACCUGCCCCUGAUCAACCUGACCGUCUACAACUUCGACCAGCUGGCCAUUGACCCCGAGUUUGUUGACCCGGGAAAGGUCACGUUCCACGAAGACACGUUCCAGAGACUGGACUCUCUGCAGAACCUGGUCAUCGCCAACUGUAAGAUCGGCAACCAGCAGAUCGCGCGGACACUCAAGCCGUUUGUCAACAAGAGGCUGACGUCAUUGACGCUGAUAGAGACGCACUACAAGCGAGUCUUUAACACACCUCCCAUCAUCUUCCAGGAUGGUACCAUCACCAACGUCACCACCCAGUUCCUCAGGCAGAUCGAGUUGUCGCACCUGGCGUGGAUCAACAGCAACCUGAUAGCCGUGGCCCCAGGGGCCCUCAUCAGCCCCCAGUGGAAGACCAGCAUCAGGACCCUGGAUUUCUCACAGAACGACCUGGGGCGGGUCGGCUGGAGAAUCGCCAUUCUAGAAAUUUCCAGCUUACAGAAACUCCAAGAGGUUGUCAUGUCGUCUGUGACGUCAAGCGAUGAUGACGUCAGGCCGAAGUUGGAAGGUGUCUCGGCAGACGAUGAGUGUGAUGUUCUAACUUCCGGUGAUGACAUCAUUAAAACAAACCAACGCGACUUAGCCCAGCCCGUCCCAGCCCAGCGCGGUCGGUACGCCACCUCCCAUCCCCCGCCCCCCACCUCCCAUCCCCCGCCCAGUGUGAACCAGCUGGUGAGGGCGGGAGGUCCCCACAGUGACAGACGACCAGUCUCAGAAAGUUCACCAGAGAUCGCGUGGUCAGCCGAUCAUUCAGUCAAGCUCCCCCUGGUGGAGUCAAGUUCUGGCGGCAACUGGAGCCUGCGUGUGCCGCCACGUCUGCAGACCUUCAGGAUUGUCGGCAUCAUGAGCGGCGCCACCAGAUUUGGAGACCAAAGCGCGCGUUUCACCCAGGCCGGCGACCUGAAGCACAUGUACAUCGUCAACAACUACGUCAUUUCCGGAACAGGCAGAGUCCUAGGGCUUUCGGCCUUGACCUUGUUUGACCUGAGCGGGACCUUCAUGGACGUGCAGCACUAUUUCUUUGACGACUUCCCCGGCCUGCGCAUUCUCCGGCUUAAAUCCAUGCGACCGGAAAACUUCUUCAGCCGGUUAUCUUGUGACCGGCUCAUCGCAAAUCUUCCGCACCUGGCGUAUCUUGAUCUUUCCAACAACCGGCUCAACCGGCUGCCGGCGGGCGUGUUCCAGAGAAAUCCCAGGAUGACACACGUCAUCUUAGCAAAGAACCGGUUCAGCUGCUUGCCCUUUGACCUGAACAACACCCCUGACCUUGAGUACCUUGACCUCUCGGAGAACGCCGUGACCUACCUGGAGCAGGACGAGAUGGCGGCCCUGACGGCCCACUGGCAGCAGACGCCAAACUUCCGGCUCAAGCUGGGCGGGAACAACAUCGCUUGCGUCUGCUCGCAGAUCCGCUUCCUCGGCUGGCUAGAAAAGAGCCAGUUUGUGAUUGGCCGAGAUUUGUACACGUGCACUUCACAAGAUGGCCAGCAGUUGAUGGUUAGUGACGUCAUUGACGACCUACAGAGUUUCUACAGACAUUGCAACGGCAGCAUGUACUUGAUGACGUCACUGGUCCUGCUGACCUUUCACCUGUUGACCUUCCUGUCGGCUGUCCUGGUCCUUAGGUUUAGGACAUGUCUGCUGGCUUUCAUCUGGCGUCUGCUGUUCCCGGCCCGGCUCAUGACUGCAGACGACUACAAGUAUGACGUCUUUCUCGGCUACGCUGAUGACGAUUUCCUGUACGUCCGCCGGGUUCUGAGUGGUUUUCUGGAGGACAGUCUGAAGGUCAGGACCUUCAUCCACCAACGUGACCUUGGCCCCGGCUACACAGACCAGCAGUUUUUCAAGGCCAUCCGCAACAGCUGGAGGGUCAUGCUGGUCGUAACAGACAACUUCCUGCACGGCUACCAGCUGUGUGACGUCAUCAUCAAGUUCGCCAGUCACUCCGUGACGUCACUCAACCCUCGCCGCCUGCUCGUGCUGGUGGAGGAGUCUCAGUACCAGAACAUUCCAGACUACUUGUAUGACGUCAUUGACGAGACCAGGAUCGUGGUGGUCAAAGACUUGCAGGGGGCGCUGGGAUAUGACCAGCAGCAGAAGAUCAAAGACUGUAUUCUCUCCUAGUCCACGUCUGCUGGUCUAAAUAUAGACAGUCUCGGCUGUGUGGCCAACAUUGUGUCAAAUCAUCCCUGUACCGACUGACCCCUGUACCAACCGACCCCUGUACCUGCUGACCCCUGUACCGACUGACCCCUGUACCGACUGACCCCUGUACCGACUGACC
This is a messenger RNA of Physella acuta, 3182 nucleotides long. RefSeq lists its product as uncharacterized. Gene Ontology annotation, biological process: signal transduction. The record is from RefSeq and is a predicted model, not a curated record. Gene Ontology annotation, molecular function: signaling receptor activity; protein binding. Gene Ontology annotation, cellular component: plasma membrane. Lineage: Eukaryota; Metazoa; Mollusca; Gastropoda; Physidae.